AUGGACGGCCUCCAGGAGACCUUCAGAUGGGCAGCGUUGGAGUGCGCUGCACAGGCACCUGUGGCCGCGUAUGCUUUUGGGCGGCAGCACAACUUUGGAGAUCUUGUGGUGUCCGCCGCACAACUAUCCCUAAAAACUUCCAUUAUCGAGAUUCCGCACUCCCCAGAGCUCAAGCGCAUCUCAGGAUCCGAGCUACAAGAACUCAUCGCUUACCAUCGCCGUUGUCAAGCUGAGGCCAGUCGACAGUAUGGGACUGUCCCGGGGCACAGGUUCGUUCGUGACCCCACUGGGACACGGGACACGAACUUCUGCCCGAAAAACUACAGUACCUUCCUCAAGGCGGCCGAGUCCUUGGCCAAGAAGGUCGACGAGCUAACAAACGAGAUCGCCAAAGAAAUGUUCAUGGAGGGAAGCGUGGCAGGCGUCUGA
Molecule: messenger RNA, 429 nt
Organism: Stereum hirsutum FP-91666 SS1
Lineage: Eukaryota; Fungi; Basidiomycota; Agaricomycetes; Russulales; Stereaceae
Exons: 3
Coding region: 1-429 (142 amino acids)
Source: RefSeq, a predicted model, not a curated record